AUGCAGGCCCGCCCCUCCGUUUGUAUCGGGGUCUCAUUUCAUCAAUCUUCUCAAUGUGUAACUGGUAAAAACUUGCCUGUGGUGAAGGUCUCAUCUCAGAAGAAACAGAAGUAUGUGGUCCAUUCGAGUAGCAGCCACUUGUCCACCUGGCCAGCCUAUGAACCAGGCCAAGGGAUCCUCCAGAACCGAAAACCGUGCACUCUCCCUGACUGGCAAAGCGCCAACAAACCGCUCAUGCCGAUUUCGAAGCCACGUUACCUUGAAGAGCUGGAGUCCUACUUGCGGGCCGAGUUGCAAGUGCUCGACUUGACUAGAGGAAAAGUUCAAGAACUUAGGCUGCAGCCUUAUAGAGAAGUAUUUGAGUGUUUCAUGGAAGAAUUCAAGACUUACAAACCUUUGCUGGCUUCCAUCAAGAGGGAGUAUGAAUCGACGAUAGCCCAUCUGCAGGAAAAGAUCUGCACUCUGGAAUCUGUGAAUGGGGUUCUGGUCACCGCCUCUGAUCAAUGUACUCAGCAAAUCCUGGCUUUUCAACAGCAGGAGAAAAUUGAAAUCGCGAAAUUGAAAGAGGAGCGGCUCUAUUUACUGAAGCUGAUUGACAAAAUGAAGGAGGAAAAAUGUUCACUAGAGACCCAGGUGGCCAAGCUGCGAAAGACAGUGGCCGAAGAAUAUCUUCGUUAUCUCAACGAGUGUGACGCCCGCAAGCUAUUACUUUUGGACCUCAACGAAAUGUACCGUCAGAAGGAAGAACUGAGGCUCACCAAGGAGCAAGAGGAUGUUCUAGAGGAGGACACGGUGAAGCUGAAGGUUGCGCUGAGGGUGGCCCGCCAGGACCUCACCAAAGCUCAAGUGGACCUGAACACCAUGCAAGCAAACUACGGAGAUGUUGUGCCUCGAAGAGAUUUUGAACUGCAGGAACGAAAAUAUAACGAUUUGGCUGAUAAGUUGUCAAUUCUUCAGAAAGAUUUUGAUGACCUUCGUGAGGAAUAUGAGAUAAUGUUGGAUAUACACAAACAAGUUUCAGAAGACCGAGACCGCUACUUCAAUGACCUCAUCAAUGUCCAGCGGACGUCCACACCCCGCCCGGACUGGAACAAAUGUGCAGACGUGAUUCUUGGUGGAAGUGAGCGCUGGAGCAGCUUGUCGGUGGGCAGAACAAGUGACCAGCUAGUCGAUGUGCUUUUGGAGGAAAUUGGCGGGGGUCUCCUGAGAGAGCGCGACACCUUCAUCGGGCGGGGAAGAAGCGAAAGGAUUCCCCCGUACCUGAGGUGUGAUGGCCUGGUUAGAAACAAGAAGCUGAGCAAGAAGGAAGUCGUGGCCCUUCUGAGGGAGAUCUGGAGGGAAAAAAUUAUAUCAGAUCAACAGAGAGGGAAACAAUCCAGCCUCUCCGAUUUCUUCCUAGGCUUCUUUCAGAAAAAAUAUGGCGAAGGUGUUGCGUUUGACUGGACUUACAGCGUCUAUGAAAACCUCAAGCUCUUUCGGUCGAAUGAAAUGAUGGCCUUGUUUCUUAACAUCCUGACAGGAAACCUGGAUGAGGGAGUAUAUCACAGUCACCUCCUGGAACUGAACAACCUGUUAAAAGAACUGACUGCUGCUGAUACCGAAAAUACCGGCCACUUGACAGAGGAGCAAUUCAUCCUGGCCUUGAGGACAGCCUUUCCACUAAAAACAGAUGAAGAGAUUCAGGAGUUACUUGAUGCAGCUGGCUUCAGGCCAAAUGUUGGUGCCGUUAUGUACAAGCUGUUAUUCUUAGAGGAUGAGGAAGGAAAAACAGAACCCCUAAUCGCAAAACUUAAGAACCAAUAUGUGGUUGAGAAACAGACGUAUCUGAACGAGCUGCGUGCUGAACUAGGAGCCUUGGUAGACGUGAGGCCUGAUGAUCUGAGGGCAGCUUUCUGUAUAAUUGACCACGGCUUAACUGACCAGACCUUGGACUCUUACCUCUCUUAUGCCUUCCAAGUUCCCAAAGAGCAGCUGGACCCGGCAGUCUCCCUUCCCAUAGACAUUCUGAUGCAAAGGCUUAUGAUGGGAGAUCUCCACAGACAGGGAGCUGCCUCGGGACAGCCGCAGCAAGUGCCUCCCUCUCACGCGGCCGAAGAAGCAGAUCAUCCCAGCAACUGACUCGACCCACUUGCUCUCCCGCUCCGAGAUUCAUUGGAAUCGUUUAAGACCUGCUCAGGUCGAACUGAGAACAGCUGCCCUGCCAGAGCUUGCAGCUGAUAACUGAGCCCCCAGGAGCAAAGCCGCGAUCCCGGUUGAUUUUCUUAGGCUUCAGACAAAGCUUAAAAGUCAUGACAAAAUCCACCGUCUGUGCUAUUAAAAUGUCUUUUAAAAUCCACGCAAAACAUUUAGUACGGAGCAUCCCAUUUCUCAGACUGGGGAACUUAACUUCCACUCAUGGAGGAAGGGUUGAAGUGGAAUCUGGCAGAGCUUCAGGUUUGUUUGCAAAAAGUAGCAGUUAUUUCCUCUUUAUAUAUAUCCAUAAAUAUUCCACAACAGGAACCCAUGAAGAAAUUGUGAAAUGACAGUUCAGCCAAUUGGAUGCUAAAAUAAUUUAAACCUAUGCAGUUUUCAAAAGUUUUAUGUUUUAUUUAUAACAAUUGAAUUAUCCACAGUCCGCUGGGGGCUAGAGAGUAAAGAAAGGAUUAUAUUAUUAACACAGAAACCAGGGCAGCCAAGCAACUGAAGAGGUAGCGAAACUAAAUUACAAAGCCAAACAACAUAACAAUUUUUUCCCCUGUCAAUUCAACGUAUUUUUGCUAUGCUCCAAUUUGCACUGAAAAAAAGGGGAGCUUACCAAGUCUUGGAAACUGAUGGUUUCCAGAUUAGUGAUUUAAAAAUGUAUAGUUCGUUUAUAUAAACAGUGUUGUUAAGAUGCAAUAAAACUAUUAAAUAAACUUUCCUUAUAAGCUUUCCUAUAUCUGACAUCAAAGGAUUUUGUGCUAGAGGAUUCUUUUUCCAGGAUGUUGCGGAGAAGCAAAUAUGAAA
Molecule: messenger RNA, 2985 nt
Organism: Protobothrops mucrosquamatus (brown spotted pit viper)
Lineage: Eukaryota; Metazoa; Chordata; Lepidosauria; Squamata; Viperidae
Gene: TSNAXIP1
Product: translin associated factor X interacting protein 1
Exons: 16
Coding region: 1-2118 (705 amino acids)
Cellular component (GO): cytoplasm
Source: RefSeq, a predicted model, not a curated record